Seminavis robusta is the source of this 1002-nucleotide messenger RNA. Lineage: Eukaryota; Bacillariophyta; Bacillariophyceae; Naviculales; Naviculaceae. The record is from the annotation of a GenBank genome assembly.
CACACAAAAGGUCUCGCCACUCCACAAGCCACAAAAUCCAAAGAUCCAAAGCAAUGGUACUACCGGUAGCUACCGUAGCUAGUAGUUCCAGUCAACACAGUAGGCCUACUACUUUCUCGUUGUUGUCUUCUAUCAUCUGAUGAUAAGUUUGACUGACUUGACGAAAGUGUAUUCGGUGGAAGGAUGAAGCAACGACUGCUAUGUCUUCUCUUGGCUAUUCCACACCUGCACUUUGUCGCAGGCUUCCAACCCCAGACGUCUCCACUCAUGACAGUGGACGUGUCCCUUCCUUCAAAGAAAACAGAGCCAAGAAACUUGCGAAUCCCACGCCCUCCACCAUGGACGGAGCAUUUGAUGGAGCGAUCCGUUCAGAUUCGAUCGAGCGACCAGUUUAGCAGUCGCAGCCACAAUAUGCUACCUCUACAAAUCUAUCGCGCUACCAACACGACGCAAGCCUUGUCAAGACGUGAUCACAGCAAGAGAAUUUUUGAAGUCCAUGAUACCAACAACAACAAUACUCUGUCUAGAUCCUCUGCCACCUUGGUCCAACAGUUUGACUCGUUAUCGCCGACACAACAACGUCAAUUGCAACAAAAGAUUCAAAAGGAACACUCCGCUUCAAGUCCUCUCAAUCGCCACGAGCAUUUGCACAUUUUGUAUCGCGACGAUCACAUUUGUGUUUGUGUCAAACCGGGCGGCAUUCUCAGUGUGCCUGGGCCUCGACGCAACCCCAGUUUGGCCGGAUUGGUCUGGGACGUCCUGCAGCCAUGGCAGAUCGACAGUAUGGAUCAAAUGAUUGUCCAUCGACUCGACAUGGAUACCAGUGGCAUUCUCGUUUAUGCCCUCUCCAAACAAGCCCUCUCCCAGCUGCAUGACGAUUUCCGACAACGGCGGGUCCGCAAGGAAUAUCAGGCAUUGCUUGUGGGACAUGUCGCUCCGGCGGAAAUGGAACUCGCCAUGGAGUUGGAACGAGAUCCACAUCAUCCACCCUUCAUGAGAAUU